GCUGCGGCCCAGCACUGGGCAUUCCCUCUCCAUUGACGGGCUGCACUGGCACCGGCACUGCGCCCGAGCCCCACACCGCUCUCCCCGCCUUUUCACGCUUCCUGACACCCUCACACACUCUCCUCGCGACUCCUCCCUCGCUCCUACUCUCCGGUGUCUCUGGGCGCCGCCACUCCCCCUCUCCGUGGCUCCCCCGAACUGUGAAGAAGGGGCUGUAACCCCGAGGACUUUGCCGCCGCUCCGACUGGAACCUCGCUAAUGGUUAACUGGGCGCGCCUGACAGAGAACUUAGGGGCGUCCCGUGCCGAAGUCCGCCUGCUGAUUCUUCCUCGACCAGGUUUCGGUUCCCUGGAAGCCACAGACUCGCAGGAGCCUCCGGCAAUGAAGUCUGUUGUAGUGAAAUGGCUACUGGGGCUUCUUGCAGUUGCAGUUCUCAUUACAAUUAUAGCCGUUCCUGUAGCUUUGUUGACUAAUAAAAGUACUCCUGACCCUCGAAGGACAUUUACCCUACAGGAUUACUUGAGUGAUAAUUUUCAGUACAAAUCGUACAGCUUGCAGUGGAUUUCAGGAAAUAAGUAUCUCCAGACAAGACAGAACAACAUCUUUCUCGUCAAUGUUGAUGAUGGAACAGAUUCUGAAAUCUUCACAAAUAGCACAUUAGCAUAUUAUAAUGCUUCUGAGUCAAUACUGUCAGCAGACCAAAAGUAUGCUCUUCUGCGAUACAAUUAUGAGAAGGUGUGGAGACAUUCAUACACUGCAUCAUACUACAUCUAUGAUCUGAAUACUAGCUCUUUAGUAACUGACAACCAACUUCCUACCAAUAUCCAGUACAUAUCCUGGUCACCUGAUGGUCACAAACUGGCCUAUGUUUGGCAGAACAAUGUUUAUGUGAAAGAAACACCACAUGCCGCCAUUUUACAGAUCACCAAAAAUGGAGAAGAAAACAAAAUUUUUAAUGGAUUAGCAGACUGGGUUUACGAAGAGGAAAUGUUUGGCACCCAUGCUGCUCUGUGGUGGUCUCCAAAUGGCAAUUUUUUAGCAUAUGCAGAGAUUAAUGAUACUGAAGUUCCUGUUAUAGAAUAUUCGUUUUACUCCGAAGAUUUGCUGCAGUAUCCAAAGACCAUUAGAAUCCCAUAUCCUAAGGCAGGUGCUACAAAUCCAACUAUAAAACUGUUUGUUUUGAAUACUCAAUCACUUUCCAGCAUCAGUAUCACUGAAAUUGUUGCACCACCUAGCAUAUUUUCAGGGGAUCACUACCUGAGUGUUGUAACAUGGGUGACCAAUGAGAGAAUUUGCCUGCAAUGGCUCAAAAGGAUACAGAAUUAUUCGGUUCUUGCAAUCUGCGACUACUCAGAAGGAAACAGAACAUGGCUAUGUCCAAAGGAAAAAGAACGGACUGAAGAAAGUAGCACUGGUUGGAUUGGCAGAUUUCAGCCAUCCGAACCUUACUUUGCACCUGACAAUAUUAGCUACUACAAAAUAAUCAGUGAUGGAAAUGGCUAUAAGCACAUCCACUACAUUAACAGCACAAAAAACGUGAUCCCUAUUACAUCUGGAAAAUGGGAGGUAAUCAGCUUAUCUGCCCUAACUGAUGCCUAUAUAUACUUCAUCAGUAAUGAAUUUGAAAAUAAACCAGGAGGAAGAAAUCUUUAUAAAGUGGAUUUAAGAAAUGACUACAGGAAAACAUGCAUUAGUUGUGAGCUAUUCAAAGAAAGAUGUCAGUAUUAUUCUGCAUCCUUUAGCACAGAUGCAAGAUAUUAUAAACUGAACUGUAUUGGUCCUGGCGUGCCUUAUUACACCUUGCAUAACAGCAAUACAGAUAAAGUUAUUAAAAUCCUGGAAAAUAAUACGUAUUUUGAUAAUUUGUUGAAGAACAUCCAGAUGCCUUCCAAAAGAGUUGAAAACCUUACACUGCAUGGAGAAACAUUCUGGUACCAGAUGAUCUUACCACCUCACUUUGACUCUAAAAAGAAAUACCCUCUCCUCAUUGAUGUGUAUGCAGGGCCCUGUAGUCAGAAAGCAGAUUAUAUCUAUCGAAUCAGUUGGGCCACAUAUCUUGCAAGCACAGAACAGAUCAUUGUGGCUAGUUUCGAUGGGAGAGGAAGUGGCUAUCAAGGAGACAAAAUCAUGCAUGCAAUAUUUCGAAGACUGGGGACCUAUGAAGUUGAAGAUCAGAUCUUGGCAGCCAAAAAGUUUUCUGAAAUGAGCUUUGUGGAUGAGAAGAGAAUAGCAAUUUGGGGCUGGUCAUAUGGUGGGUAUGUGACUUCUAUGGUGCUUGGAUCUGGAAGUGGCAUAUUCAAGUGUGGAAUAGCUGUUGCCCCUGUGUCACGCUGGCAAUAUUAUGAUUCUAUAUACACUGAACGCUACAUGGGUCUUCCUACAAAAGAUGACAACCUGUAUUACUAUGAGAAUUCCACAGUGAUGGCCAGAGCUCAGAACUUCCGACAGGUUGAGUAUCUUCUGAUCCAUGGAACAGCAGAUGAUAAUGUUCAUUUUCAGCAGUCAGCCCAAAUCUCAAAAGCUCUGGUUGAUGCAGAGGUGGAUUUCCAAGCUAUGUGGUAUACAGAUAAAGAUCAUGCAAUUGGAGGCCUUGCCCACAACCAUAUCUACAUCCAUAUGAGCCAUUUUAUUAAGCAGUGCUUUGCAUUGUCAUAAUACUGAGAAGACAACCUGCAUCUCAUGCUGGCAUUUGUUUUAUGAAGUUCGGGGCAGGGCGGGAGAAGCACUUUCCUAGUUAAUUGUCUCAUCUUACAAUGCACGGAGACAGUCAAGUUGAUUUCUAUGGACAUUUGAAUGAAGAAAAUAUGUGUUUUUUACCUUUGUAAUUCCUUUAUAUAAUAAUCCUCUGAGCAAGAACCAAAGAUCUGCAGGGAUCUCUCACACAUGCAAAAACAUUCCCUUCUCUGCAGAUGGGUAUUUGCCUCUCAAGUGGGUGGGGUUGCUUUCCUUGUAGAAAGUCCUACAUAUGAAGACUCUGGGCAUGGAGUGAAGCACAGGAAUGAGUACAAGAGCCAAUGGAUUGCAGCAGUCUCUUGUGAAGGGGUGGGGGAAGUAACCAUUACUCUUUUGAAACAAAGUUUAAAUCAGGUUUCCAUGUUAUUUGUUAUAAGCCGCGUGGGGUGGGGGGGUGAUACUUGAACGGCUGAAUUCUAGAAUUAGCAGCACAUGAUGCUUGCAGAACAUGACAACCCUUUUGUAACAAAAUGGAAUUAGUUCUAGCUUUCCAGGCUGCUCCAGUCCUGCAGCCAGAUUAUGUGGGCAGCUCAUCUGUUUCUUGCCCAUCUCUGUCCCAUUUAAUGAAGCCAGAUCUUGAGCUUGGCAAUGGCAGAACACUUUGAGAAUCAGGAACAUGUGUUUUGUGUGGAUACCACAGUGAGUUCUGACAGAUACACACACACACACACACACAGACACAGAGCCUCAGGACUUUAGAAACAUGUAUACUGGAAGUGAUUUGGCUAGUAGUAAAAUUCUGAAUACUACCAGCAUUUUGCCAGUAUCAGUGGUUGUGCCUGUUGGAUGAACCAGUCACAAAACCCCAGCCUCAUCCAAUUGACAACCGCAUCUUCUUUGCUGAUAGCACCUUUACCAAGUGUUAUCUGUCCAGUAUGCUGUUUCCAGUAAGAGACCUGUAGCAGGUCCUCUUCAUGCACAUACCUAAUGGUGUAGGAGCUGCUUCCAUGUGGUAUUAUUGUUGCUGACCGUGGUCUUUCCCACUUGCUUUUUGUUUUCGUUCCUGGUGGAAUGCAGGUUGACUGGGGGAGCCAUGGCUCAAACAUCUAUUAGAGUAAAAUAUUCAAGUGUGUGUGUGUGUGUGUGCGCGUGCACACGCGCGCGCGCACACACACACACGCACACCCCAUGGUACUAUACCACAGGGAAGUGGCUCCUGUAUGACUGCAGGUGGAGUCUCAGAUGCUAUGGAAUGAGGGGCAUGUAAGACAUGGAGCUGUUCUUUUUUUUUAGGCCAUUGUGCUUUCCAAGCACCAUCCAUGUGAUGUGAGACUUCAGCAGGAAGCCAUCUUUGGUGUGCUUCACAGGUCUCCCCUUCUUAAGUAAUAUUUUAAUAUAAGCCCUGUGGAGCAUUCCGUUUUGGUUUUUUUCAGGCAAACAUGACCACUACUGGUAAAUCACAAAUAGUUAAAUAAAACACAACAUCCUCCAGCUAAUAUGAGCAAUAUAAUUUAUGUGAAUGAGGUAUACCUUUUUGGCUUUAUUUCUCAUCUGAUGCUGUGGUUGUUUUACAGUGCCCUGCCCAUUCAUGACAUUCCAUACCACUUUUAACCAAAGUGCCUUAGAAUUUAUUCAACGUGCUCUUAAUUGGCAACAUAUUUUGUCCCACAAAUGUUGCCGUUCUGAAUGCAAUGUAAUAAAGCCAUAUUUGUGGUA
Molecule: messenger RNA, 4389 nt
Organism: Hemicordylus capensis (graceful crag lizard)
Lineage: Eukaryota; Metazoa; Chordata; Lepidosauria; Squamata; Cordylidae
Gene: DPP4
Product: dipeptidyl peptidase 4
Exons: 26
Coding region: 259-2655 (798 amino acids)
Biological process (GO): proteolysis
Molecular function (GO): serine-type endopeptidase activity; dipeptidyl-peptidase activity
Source: RefSeq, a predicted model, not a curated record